Messenger RNA from Darwinula stevensoni, 1551 nucleotides. Lineage: Eukaryota; Metazoa; Arthropoda; Ostracoda; Podocopida; Darwinulidae. The record is from the annotation of a GenBank genome assembly.
AUGUGUAAGGCCGACAUCGGCAGAGGAAAGAAUUGCGAAAUCCGUCGCGUUUCGUCGCAGGUGUUGAAGCUGGUGGAGGGCGAGAAGGGGAAAGAGGAGAACUACGUGGUGUUCUCCCUCCGGAACCAGGUCGGGGCGCUGGCCAGGGCGCUCCGCAUCUUCCAGGUCUGUCUCCCGUUCUUCCAGGGGCCGUCUUCCGUUCUUACGGGGGCCGUCUCCCAGGAGAAAGGGGUGAACCUGGUGAAGAUCGAGAGCCGCCCGUCCCGACGUCGCGAAUCCCAGAUGGAGAUCCUGGUGGAGCUGGACUGCCCCGACUCCCAGAAGGCCCUCGUGGACCGGGCCCUCAAGAGGGAACUCUCGUGCCUCAGCCUCAAGGAGUUCGACGGCGGGGAGGAGUUCCCGCCGGAGUCGCCGGCGUCGCUCGCCUCGCUCGACAGCUUCGACUUUGACGACAUCAUCUGGUUCCCGAAGAAGCUCUCGGACUUGGACAUCAGCUCGAAACGAGUCCUCAUGUAUGGUUCAGCCUUGAAUGCAGAUCACCCAGGUUUCACAGAUCCAAUAUAUCGCAAGAGGAGGAAGUACUUUGCAGACUUGGCCAUGGCAUACAGGCAAGGAGAACUCAUUCCACGGAUCCAGUAUUCAAAGGAAGAAAUCAAAACUUGGGGCGUUAUAUACAGAGAACUCUUCCGACUUUAUCCAACACACGCUUGCCCGGAAUUCUUGAAAAACUGGCCCGUUCUUCAGAGGCACUGCGGAUACAGGGAAGACAACAUCCCUCAGCUGCAAGACGUGAGCAACUUCCUGAAACGGAAGACGGGAUUCACGCUGAGACCAGUGGCUGGCUAUCUGACCCCAAGAGAUUUCUUAGCUGCCCUUGCAUUUCGGGUGUUCAGCUGCACCCAGUACAUCCGACAUUCUUCGGAUCCAUUCUACACGCCAGAGCCGGACUGCUGCCACGAAUUAUUGGGCCACGUCCCUCUCCUGGCGGAUCCGAGUUUCGCCCAGUUCUCGCAGGAGAUCGGCUUGGCUUCACUCGGCGCAUCGGAGGACGACGUGAAGAACCUCGCCACCCUCUACUUCUUCACGAUCGAGUUCGGGCUGUGCACGACGGAGACGGGGGAGCUGAAGGUGUACGGGGCGGGGCUGCUGUCGUGCGUGGCGGAGCUGAAGCACGCGGUGUCGCAGGAGGCGGUCGUGAGGCCGUUCGACCCGGACGAGGUCACGCGGACCGAGUGCAUGAUCACGACCUUCCAGCAGCGAUACUUCUACACGCGGUCUCUCGAGCAGGCCAAGGAUAAGAUGAGAGAGUUCGCGGCGACGAUCCAGCGCCCCUUCGGCGUCCGGUACAACGCCUACACCCAGUCGGUGGAGGUCCUCAGCAGCGUGGAGAAAGUCUCGAACGUGGUGAAGGAGCUCCGAGGGGACCUGUGCAUCGUGGGGAACGCGCUGAGGAAGAUCAGGGAGACGGGCGGGGACGACGGGGGCGGCGGGUUCGUGGAGCUGGAUGCGCUCAAGACCGUCAUCCUUCAGAUGGAUGACAAGUCUCCCUGA